AUGGCAUUGGACAGACAAGCACCUGCUCUCUUGCGCAAAGUGACUGCUGGUGGCAAACCCCUGUUGGCCAUCGCGGUUUGCAUGGCCUGGUGCUUCUUUAGUUAUCUGGGCCAAAAUGAAGCGCAGACUACUUCGGGUGAGCACAUCUUCAAGAUGUCUUGUACUUCAAUCAC
Messenger RNA from Acaulospora colombiana, 173 nucleotides. The record is from the annotation of a GenBank genome assembly. Lineage: Eukaryota; Fungi; Glomeromycota; Glomeromycetes; Diversisporales; Acaulosporaceae.